Molecule: messenger RNA, 2930 nt
Organism: Silurus meridionalis
Lineage: Eukaryota; Metazoa; Chordata; Actinopteri; Siluriformes; Siluridae
Gene: tctn2
Product: tectonic family member 2
Exons: 19
Coding region: 27-2162 (711 amino acids)
Biological process (GO): cilium assembly; smoothened signaling pathway; protein localization to ciliary transition zone
Cellular component (GO): MKS complex
Source: RefSeq, a predicted model, not a curated record
CAGAAAUCUCCAAACCGCUUUGCUGAAUGAUGAUACAAACACGUCCAGCAAGAGCUUGUUUGUAUUUUCUGUCUCACGCGUGGAUACUUUUUGUGUUGCUUUUACAAGAAGAUGUUAGAUGUGAUGUCGUGUUUCUGCCUUCAUUCCUUGUCGUUUCUGGCCCGAGAGCAUCCGCCUUUCUGGUUGGGAACGUGACUAACGUGACUGUGUCUAUCAACAGCGUCUCACCCUCCAAUGCUACAGGAAGCCUCCCUCCAGCCUCCUGUGUGUCAUCUGGUGUCAGCCAAUGGACUGUGUCAAAAGAGCAUAUGGGGAUGGACCAGAGCCUCCUGGUGCGUAUUAUUCUGAACCGAGGCCUACAGCUGUGCACAAGCAAAAAUGAAACAAACUGCUGUGCCCAGCCGCUGUGCGUGAGAGAGACGGUCAUGGUGUGUGCGUGUCUGGGCAACGUCACCCAGGCCAUGCUAAUCGUGCAGGCUCAGGUUUACGCCCAGCUACUUCCCAGUGGCCCUGUGUCAGAGAAUAAAACUGUGAUUCCUAACCAAGUUUUCCAGCCCCUCGGUCAGUGUCCAUGUGACUUGACUGCAAAAGUGUGCGAUAUACGAUGCUGCUGUGAUCAGGACUGCACCCCAGAGCUUUUGUGGCUUUUUGCUGGUAAUUGUCUGCCUGGACCAUUUGGCGGAAUGAUUUCUCCUGUUCCUGACUACGUCUGCUCUGCUCAGUCGACUACCAAUGCUCCAGAUUGGUUCCCUUUUCUCUGCGUCACCUCUCCUUCAGAGAACAAUCCGUUCCUUGGGCUUUUCUAUGAUGGCACUAUUGUCACUCCAAAACCAGCUCCAUCUUUCCAGACUCAGCAGGUGGCAGCACCUCUACCUUCUACAAAGUACCGCCAGGGGGUGCCCAUCUUGACCACAGACAACAAGUACUUCACUAUCCCACAGGUGUCUAUGCUAGGGCAGUGCUUGGAGAAGGCUCCAGUAGCGUUCCUGCAUAACUUUGAGGCUGUGUGUGUGAGAACUCUGCUUUCCUGCCCCACCGCCCUGGCUGGGCUCGGCGUGGCAGUGAGAGAUGAACAAGGAGGGGUGGUCAAAGUGUCCAUCAUGGAUGAACUGGUCACAGAUCUUAUCCCUUUUUUAUCGAGUCCUACUAAUCCAGCUGAGCCACAGUUUUGUCCGAAUGUGGUUCUGUCUUUAAGUUAUAAAUUUGAAUGGAAGGGGAACGGCAUCACGGCCAUCAGUGUGACCCGCCGCAUUGGAAACAUUACAGUCAGUCCCGGAGUGACACUGACAACCCGAUACUCUGCAGUGUUUGUGAAUGGAAAUACUUCAGCUCAGCCUAACUCUGGCAACCCAGGUUAUCAAGUGGGAAGACCAGUGAUUGGUGGAGUUUUGCUCAAUGCAACUGGAGCUAUUGAGAGAGCACCAAUUAGCCUCUGGCAAGGAGUGAGCAAUGGCCUGUGCUCUUCAGCUGACCUGAGACCAGUUCUCUAUGGAAUAAACUCAACCUCUGGGUGUCUGAUGCCUGUCAGUUUGCUUAACCUGACUGAGUGCAGCCAGCUCAGAGAAACUGUCCGGUCCUCUUUGGCUGCUUUAGUCCCGGCUACAUUGGUUUCCAGAUCAGGAAAUCCAGAUUUCUCCACACUGACCAACUGGACCCGGAUGACUAUACAGAGCUCUAAUCAGACAGCAGCAGGCACCGGGGGCGUUUGCUCUGGCAUUCCAGCUCACCUACACAUUCACAUCAGAAGCAUCGUCAUGGGAACCAUAGGCGGGAUACCACAAAAAAUGAUUCAGGCUGUAGAGUUGAAUUUUAAGGUGUCUACAUGGAGUUUACAGUGUGGUGCAGCUCAGGGAACCAUCUGUAUGACCCCAGAUCUGACACAAACAUUCCCUGUGACCUCUUCUGUGACUUUCACUGAGGCUCCCAUCAACACACAAUCCCCAAUGUCCAGAUUUAGCAUUAACUUUACAGAGUUUGACUGUGACAGGAAUGAUGUGUGCUGGCCCGAGCUUGCCUUCCCUCUCACACCUUAUUACACUGGUGAGCCGUACUCUCAGGCUUUGGCUAAAGGACUCAUCCUUGUCUUCUUCUUCAUCGCUGCAUCUGUUUUAGGAACACCGUGGAGACAAAUUAGACAGGCAUGGAGCAAUAGCUCACUUUAAUGUGUGUGUGUGUGUGUGUGUAGAGAGAGAGAGAGAGAGAGAGAGAGAGAGAGAGAGAGAGUUUUUUGCAAGGAAAAAAGUCGAUUAUUAUUAUUAUGAUUCAGUAUUGAGUCAUACUGCAGUCAUGAGGCUUUUUCUCAGAAAUGUAUUUUCACCAUUUUUUAUUAGUUAUAUCACUGAUUUUUACACUUAUGGUUUUUUUUCUGAAAACCCACUGUAUGAAAAUGCAUAGCUGUUUCUAAUAUUUAUUACACUGUAAUGUAUAAAAUUGAUUGAGGAAUAAAUUUGAAUUGCUUUUUUGUGCUUUAUACAAAGUUAUAUCGGCAUUUAUUUAUUUUUGUUAAUUUUGGUGAGGCUCAUUGAGUAGCCAGACAUGUACAGGUUAUUUGAUGUUCACUUUUUUUUUUAAAUGCUAAAAAAUUUAAAAUAAUAAAAAUAAUGUAAUAAAACAAAAAUUAAUUUAUCUAAAGACAUUAGCUAUAGAGAUAAAGACCUGAACUUUACAAAAUGCACUAACAGCACAGUGCUCAGGCAGCCAUCUGCCUCCACAUCUCGAUGAUCUUUAACCGCUGCAUUCUACAAACGCCUAUAGUCAACAGUCUUCCUAUUUAUGAAUUGACUGACCCCUUCCUGUUUUGUAUUGUUCUUAUUUGCAUGCUAAUUUGAAUUAUUUUCUAUCUCCUUAGUAAAACUGUUGAAUGUAUUUGCAUCUGUCUGCCCUCCUUGCAGGAUUCCCCUGAGCAAAUAAAAUGGGUUCUCUUUGUCCAA